Molecule: messenger RNA, 354 nt
Organism: Iphiclides podalirius (scarce swallowtail)
Lineage: Eukaryota; Metazoa; Arthropoda; Insecta; Lepidoptera; Papilionidae
Source: the annotation of a GenBank genome assembly
AUGCGUUUCAAAUACAAAAGUUCAGUGGAUUUGGCGCUUCCAAACGGGUCGAACGUGUCUAAGGCUUUUGGUGGGGUCGAACCAGACGUAGUCGUUAUGCCAAGGCCCCCGUGUGAGGAAUGUGCAGUCGCUGGGAUUAAGGCGGGCGGCGGGCACAAAGUCGACAACUCGCCGCCAUUGUUGGCGACGCCGUCAAUGGCUGCGCAUUCAAGGAACGCGGCUGCGGAACCGCCCGUUGUCAAUAUUUGUAAUCGCCGCUCAAACACGACCUGUUCCGAACUGGCCACGAACGCUAGUAACGAUCAAUGGAGAUUUUAUGGAUUGUGUCGACGGCGUCAGAUGUUCUCAACGCCC